AUGAAGGAAAUUGUGCAUUUGUAUUUAGAGGUGUUUCAGGGAUUGGUCGAACAGACAGAAGCGGUUGAGAAAGUUGUACCAUAUAAUGUUGAAAACAUUGUAUCUGAUAAUGUUGAAGAGUGUCGAGAAGAAGAAACUGUGGCAGUGAAUACGGUUGAAGAAAAAAAUUUAUAUGAGUUUGGAAGACUGACUGACAAAACUUUGUCAGACGGUGAAGAGUCAAAUGAAGGAUGGUCAGAAGAUGAGUACACACACGGGAAAAAAGCUUCAGACAUAUUUUACAGUAUGCCUCCAACACCUGAUUGUCCUGAUCCUAUUGUUGAACCCGGACCAUUUCACAGUUUAGAUCCAAAUGAUGAUAUUUGGCGUUUAUAUGCAAAACGCCUUGAUCCCACUGAUGAAUUUGAAAUCAGGACUUUCAAUAACGUGCACACAUGUUCGUCAUUACAGAUACACCCUAAUCAUAAGCAUGAUAAUAAAAAAGUGAUGGGUACUAUAUUGCAUGAGAUUAUGGGAAAAACUCGUUCCAAGGUUGGGAGGUCUAAUGAAAUAUCAAGGAAUUUGAAUGCUUUGCUGGAAAUCAAUGUAGAUUACAAACAAGCUUGGCAUGCAAAACAAUAUGCUAUGGAACUGUUGUUGGGAUCAUCUGAAGAAUGUUUUUCCAAACUUCCUAUUUAUUUUCACAAUUUGAAGAGUAACUAUGGAUGGGAACAACCAGAUACUGCCCCUUGGUCAUGGAAUAUUCAAAAAAAGAGUGGUCUUACUUGGACAUGGUUUCUUGAAAAGUUGUAUGAAUGUGUUGGUGAUUGUCAAGAAUUGACUUUUGUAACUGAUAGGGCCGAUGCAAUUCGGGUUAGUAUUGAAAAUGUUUUCCCUCAUGCUCAUCAUGGCUUGUGUGCUUUUCAUCUACUAGGAAACAUAGUACAUAGGUUUGGGAAAAAUGAUAAAACAAAAGUGUUGUUUCGGAGGCUUGUGAAAGCUUACAAAAGAAAUGUUUUUGAAGAAUUGUGGUAUAUAUUUAGUUCUACUAGGCCGCAAGUAGCAGCGUAUCUAAGUGAAAUUCCCAUUGCUAAAUGGACUAGAUCAUAUUCGCUAUCGAAACGGUAUGAUUACAUGACCUCGAACAGUGUAGAGUCCAUGAAUGCUUUAUCUGUAGAUGCAAGGAAGAUGCCUAUAAUACCCCUUCUUGAGUUCUUCCGUCGUCUUUCAGAGGAAUGGUGUAACAAGCGUCGCAUUGAAGGAGGGAAACGUUCAACAAUGCUAACCGAGUGGGCUGAAAAAGUAGUUAGUAAAAAUGAAGAGCAUACGACAAGAUGGUCCGUUUCUGGUGUAUCAGAUGCAAUAUAUCAAGUUCAUGAUUUCAAACCUGGUGGCAUAGUUGAUCUGAGGCAAGAGACUUGUACAUGCAAAUAUUGGGAAGGAACUGGGUUGCCUUGUGGUCAUGUCAUAAUGGUCUUGAAGCACUUGAAAAAAACUAACUUUGGACAUCUGACUAUAGAUGCUUACAAAAUGGAAACGUACCGAAGUACGUAUGAGGAGCCGGUUUACCCCCUUCCAGAACCGUGUGAUUGGGAGAUUCCUGCUGAGAUGAUGGCUGUUAAACCCCCGAUAAUGGAUACAUGUUAA
Messenger RNA from Lactuca sativa (garden lettuce), 1626 nucleotides. RefSeq lists its product as uncharacterized. Gene Ontology annotation, molecular function: zinc ion binding. The record is from RefSeq and is a predicted model, not a curated record. Lineage: Eukaryota; Viridiplantae; Streptophyta; Magnoliopsida; Asterales; Asteraceae.